AUGGGCGUCAGGUACAACAUAUAUACAGAAGAUAGAAUCUCACCAGAUACUAGUGAUCCAAGUAUUCCAGAACCGGAACCAAUACAAGCAGAUGUAUCCCUCAUAACGGUGAACGCCUAUGUAGAAGUCAGUAUAGUCGAAAGCGCCGCGUACGAUAUCGCCAAUCUCGGACGAGCUAGAGAGGGGAACUAUUAUAUCGGGCGUUUUGACUUCGAGGGCGCCGCGCGCCGGAACCGCGCGAGGUUCCGGGAGCGCACGUGGGCCGACCUGGUCUCGAACGCUGGCGCACUUGGCGACGAUUUCAAUACGGCAUACCUCAUGGUCCGCGAUUACCUCCGAGGGAGACGGAAGCUUGUCAUUUUUGUCAAUAUCGGUGCACACGCUACGGUUCUCACGCUGGUUCGUGGCUCAAGGGUCGCCACGUUCUUCGACACGUGGGCGACUCGUAAUAACGGGGAAAGGGCUCUCCUGCUGUGUUCGUCCAUCAUAAGGUCGGUUUUCAAUGAGACAACAGAAGGCUGGACCCUACAAUUUCCGCCCGUCGGGAAGCAGAACGUACGAGCAAACAAUUGUGGUAUACAUUCGUUACUGAGAAUUAGAGAUGAGUUGGAAGACAACAAUGAACAUGAUACCAAUGAGACAAGUGCCAACACAAUGAGGCUAUAUCUAGCGCUCCAAGGUGCACACGGCGAGGACAGGUACCCCUUAGCGGAUAUCAUCAACUAG
Diaporthe citri is the source of this 726-nucleotide messenger RNA. RefSeq lists its product as uncharacterized. The coding region runs from base 1 to 726 and encodes 241 amino acids. The transcript has a single exon. NCBI's taxonomy places the organism in Eukaryota, Fungi, Ascomycota, Sordariomycetes, Diaporthales, Diaporthaceae. The record is from RefSeq and is a predicted model, not a curated record.